Messenger RNA from Emiliania huxleyi CCMP1516, 3980 nucleotides. RefSeq lists its product as hypothetical. Gene Ontology annotation, molecular function: ATP binding; ATP hydrolysis activity; ABC-type transporter activity. Gene Ontology annotation, cellular component: membrane. The transcript has 8 exons. The coding region runs from base 1 to 3954 and encodes 1317 amino acids. Lineage: Eukaryota; Haptophyta; Isochrysidales; Noelaerhabdaceae. The record is from RefSeq and is a predicted model, not a curated record.
AUGGUGGUCGACGCCCCUGCCAAACCGGUGCGCUUCGAGUUCAAAAACUGCUCCUACCGCGUGAAAGUGCGAUCGGAUGGACGGGGCCUGGGAAACACGCCCGCUUGCUGCGUCAAAACCAAGGACCGCUACCUUCUGCGCGACGUCUCUGCGUCGGUUUCGUCGGGCGAGGUCCUCACCGUGAUGGGCCCGAGCGGCGCGGGCAAGACGACGCUGCUGCGCAUGCUCGCGCUCGAAAAGGGACCCGGCACUCCGUACGGGAAUGUGACUCUCAACGGCCACGCGUUCACGCGCACGGUCUACACGGCGCACGCGGCGUCGGUCGAGCAGGAGGACUCGCUCUGGGCCUUCCUCACCGCGCGCGAGCAGCUCGAGUACGCGGUGCGCCUCUCGCGGCCGGCGCUGCGCUCGGCCGAGCGCGCCGCCGCCGUCGACGAGCUGCUCGGCGCCCUCGGGCUCGAGUCGUGCCAGCACACGCGCGCCGGCAACGCGCUGGUGCGCGGCCUGUCGGGCGGGCAGCGGCGGCGGCUCUCGCUGGCGCUGGCGCUGGCCAAGGAGCCGCUCCUCGUCUUCCUAGACGAGCCCACCUCCGGACUCGACGCCGCCGGCGCCGCCGCCGUCAUGGCGCUGCUCAAGAGCGUCGCGCGCCGCGUCAACGCCGCGAUCCUCUGCACGAUCCACCAGCCCUCGUCGGCCGUCUUUGCCGGCUUCGACAAGACGCUCAUCCUGUCGGGCGGGCGGGCGGCGUACUGCGGGCCGGCGAGCGAGCUGGUCGGCUACCUCGCCUCGAUUGGCCAGCCCGUCCCCGCCAACACCAACCCGGCCGACCACAUGCUGGCGAUCGCAAACGCGGACUUCACCUCGCCGGCCGAGGUCGAGGCUGUGCUGGCGGCGUGGGAGGGAAGAGGGCCGCAGGAGGAGGAGGAGGGGAGCGUCGCGCUGCUGCCGCUGCCGCCCGCCCCGCAGAAGAGCUUCUGCACGGAGCUGCUCGUCCUCGACCCGCUGCUCUACCUGGCGCGGCUGUGCGGCGCCUUCUUCUUCACGCUCUUCCUCUGCGUGCUCUUCGUCUACCAGCGCACAAAGUCGCAAGAGUACGUGCUGCAGCACGUCUUCCUCGGCUCCUUCGCGAUGGGCUCCUGCGCCAUCCUCGGCCUCGCCGCCGUCUUCGUCGGCCACGCCGAGGCGCAGAUUGUGACGGACGGCAUGUACGGCCAGCUCGCCUACGGCAUGGCGACCGCCGUCUACCAGGUGCCGAUGAUGUUCCUCGUGGCCAUCUGCGGGCUCGUGCCGCUCUACGCCGUCGCGGCUUGGCCGUGGGAGAGCCUCCCGACGGUGUGGCUCGUGUUCGGCACCUUCCUCGUCGCGUUCGAGAUGGCGGCGCAGCUCUUCUCGCUCGACGGCAAGGUGCUCUUCGGGCUGCUCAACUUCCAAAACAUCUGGUUCACCUCCUUCAUCUUCUCGGGCAUCUUUGUCACCCGCGAGGACGUCAUCUGGCCGCUCCGCGUCUUCACGUACAUCCUCCCCUUCGGCUGGGGCACCCGCUCCUUCUUCUGGGCCCUCUUCCACGACUGGGGCGUCGACGGCUCGGACGGCUUCUCCGGCACGGCCCCGUGCGACCCCGGCCUGCCCGGUUGCUUCUCGGACGCCGUCCGCGGCUCGCCAGGCACCGGCUUCUUCUGCCCCGGCCUGCCCGCCGUGGAGUGCUGGGGCGACGUCGGCCCUCGGAUCCUCGACUCGAUCGGGUCGGUCUACCGCAUCCUCACGAGCGAAAACACGCUCGCCGCCGACCUGGGCUACCUCGUCGCCAUCGCCGCCGCCUUCAAGGCGCUCUACCUCCUCCGCCUCGCCUCCCUCCUCCGCCUCCGCGCCGUCCCGCGCCGGCCUCCCGCGGCACUGCCCCCGCUCGACGGCCCGCAGCGGCAGACGCUCCUCACCGUCAACGACGUCGUCGCGCCGCCGUCGCCGCUGCUGGCGGCCGCUGGCCGCGGCCUUCGCUUCGCCUUCUCCGAUUGCUCCUUCGCCAUCCAGGUUCGGCCGGCGGGAGGGGGCAGCUGCGCGCGCAAGAGCGAGACCCGCUACCUGCUGCGCGACGUCUCUGCGUCGGUGUCGUCGGGCGAGGUCCUCGCCGUGAUGGGCCCGAGCGGCGCGGGCAAGACGACGCUGCUGCGCAUGCUCGCGCUCGAAAAGGGGCCCGGCGCCCGGACGGGGCACGUGGCCUUCAAUGGGAAGCCCUUCACGCCGUUGCUCUACACGCGCUACGCAACCUUCAUGGAGCAGGGCGACUCGCUCUGGGCCUUCCUCACCGCGCGCGAGCAGCUCGAGUACGCGGUGCGCCUCUCGCGGCCGGCGCUGCGCUCGGCCGAGCGCGCCGCCGCCGUCGACGAGCUGCUCGGCGCCCUCGGGCUCGAGUCGUGCCAGCACACGCGCGCCGGCAACGCGCUGGUGCGCGGCCUGUCGGGCGGGCAGCGGCGGCGGCUCUCGCUGGCGCUGGCGCUGGCCAAGGAGCCGCUCCUCGUCUUCCUCGACGAGCCCACCUCCGGACUCGACGCCGCCGGCGCCGCCGCCGUCAUGGCGCUGCUCAAGAGCGUCGCGCGCCGCGUCAACGCCGCGAUCCUCUGCACGAUCCACCAGCCCUCGUCGGCCGUCUUUGCCGGCUUCGACAAGACGCUCAUCCUGUCGGGCGGGCGGGCGGCGUACUGCGGGCCGGCGAGCGAGCUGGUCGGCUACCUCGCCUCGAUUGGCCAGCCCGUCCCCGCCAACACCAACCCGGCCGACCACAUGCUGGCGAUCGCAAACGCGGACUUCACCGACGCGAGCCUGGUCGAGGAGACCAUCGCGCAGUGGAGCUCGAAGCAGCCUCCGCCACAGACGGAGGAGGCCGACUGCGGCAGCGAGCAGCAGCCGGCGGGCGCGGGCGUGGCGACGCAGUUCGCCGUGCUACUGCACAAGCACGGCCGGCUCCUGCUGCGCGACCCGAUCAUGUACAUCGCGCGGUGCGUCAUCUUCGUCGUCAUCUCGCUCUCCCUCUCGAUCAUCUACAUCGACACGCGGAGGCGCGACUCGCAGGAGCAGCUCUUUCCUCGGCUGUUCCUCGAGGCGCCGACGAUGGGCGCGUUCCCCGCAGCGGGGGCGUGGUGGAUCUCGAACAUCGCGCCCGCCCUCGGGCUGCUCCCCCUCCUCGCCCAGUUCCUCGACCUCCAGAUCCUCCGGCGCGAGCUGCGGGACGGCAUCUACCACCCGGCCGUGUACGUCGCCGCGCAGACGCUGCUGCAGGCGCCAAUGGCGGCGCCGAUGAUGUUUGUGCUCGCCUUUGCCAACUUGGUUCCCGUCUACGCGGUCGCGGACUGGCCGUGGGAGACCCUCGGUCUGCAGUGCGUCAUCUUUGCGUUUACGCUCGCCGCCUUCGACUGCCUGGCGCAGGCGUGGUUCCUGGGCCUGCUCAUGAACGGCUUCAUGAUGCCGCCCGAGGACAUCAUCUGGCCGAUCCGCAUCUUGGCGUACGCUCUUCCUCUGCGCUGGCAGAUCCAGGGGUCCACCUACAUCCUCUGGGCGAUGGGCGACCAUACCUACGGCGGGACUGAGCGGUGUGUCUUCAACGCGACCGGCGAGGGCGAGUGUUCGCAGGGCUUCUUCUGCCCGGAUGCCCCGCCCACGUCCUGCUACGGCGAGACGGGGGAGGAGAUCCUCGACAGCUUCGCCGCAAACUACUCGUGCUUCACUUCGGAGAAUACCGUCGCGCUCUGCAUGCUCUACAUCCUCCUCUUCGCCCUCGUCUGCAAGCUCGUCUACGCGCUCGCCCUCUCCGCCGUGCGCGGUGGCAAGAUGGUCAAGCCGCCCACAACGCCUAGGGCGUCUCCCACCACGUCUCCCUCCGUGUCUCGCUCCGCAGACCCGAGCUCGCCUGCGCACCCGGGCCCCCGGCGGGUGCAGCCAUUCGCGACGAGACAAUCUUGACUUCCGUCGGCUCGAUGUACAUUUGU